AGGAUUUUAUCUCUUAUCAGCUGUUAGUAGGUACGCUCCUUCUGCAAAUUUCAAUUGUUUUCUCGGUUAUUAUUAGUAGUAGCCAUUAAAUUAGCGAUCGCCCUGACUAAAGUAAAGUCUAAGCCGCCUGAGAAAGACAGAAAUUGCAGCAGCCCCUAAGGAGCAGUACAGAAUCCCAAAGAACCGACGAGGGAGUGGCAAGUGGACCACUAGCGGGUGGCGGCACGCAUUCUAUUUAGGUUUUGUGCUGAAUGUCCUGCUGGCGUUGGUUGUGGCUGGCUUUAAAGAUGAUAUACCAGCUGCUGUGCGCCUCGGUGAGCCUGAUCCUCUUCUGCUUCAAUGUCUUCUGGCUCUUCUGCAACCUGGCCAUCCCCUGGUGCACACUGACCCUCAUUGUCGUCUGCAUAGCCUCCAAGUUCGUGAAGUUGCAGCGAAGUCCCAACGAGAAGCGACUCCUUAGCCUUUUGAGCACUCCGGAGGAAUGGCCCAGUUACUGGCCCAUCGCCAAUCGGGCGGCCGGCUUCGAUGCACCCGAAAACUCCAAGGCAGCCAUUAAGAAGUGCCUCGCACGUGGAUAUCGAAACGUGCUUCUCGAUGCCGGCCUCACGUCCUGCGGCGAAAUAGUCGUGGCCAACCCCAAAAAAAUCAACGUGGCCCAGCCGCUGGCGGAGUUGCAAAAGCUAAACAUCGUGGAGCAGCAUCCAAUGGGGUCGCAGUACGAGGCGGAAUCGGUGGUCUCCCUGAGGCAAUUGUCGGACUUCCUGGAAGCGGAGGCUGCCGAGACCACGGUCUUUCUGCGACUGCACGACACCAGCGCCAGGAUGAUAGACCAGUUGCAGAAGUUUAUGACCACCGACGAGACAUUCACUCAGCGCACAAUUGUCAUUAGUCGUUCGCCACUGGCCAUUUAUCAGCUCCGUAAGCUGAAGCCAGAAAUCAUUUGCGGUCUAUGGCACGAAACCUACUUGUCGCUGGCCAUCCUUAAGUCCUCUACACUUAUUACCUCAAUCUAUGGCGCUAUCUUUCGCAACAUCAUUGCUCCCGUGAUCGGAAUAAGCGUGGUCUUUCUCAGCAAAGAUGAGAUUAACUUCCACAUUGCCGAUCUGUGGCGCAACGUGGGCGUCCGUCCAAUAGUCUAUAUGGUGAACUCACCCAACGAGAAGCGAUACUUUCAAAAGACCAUGAAGAUCCAGUAUCUAACAGAUUCGCUGCGUUCCGAACCGCACCUCCUUAUGAAGGCCUAAAAAGAUCUCGAGGAUCUGAACGAACAAAACGAUUUCGAUCGACGCACACACUUACACAAACUGUUUGCAUUUAGCUGGCAGAGCUUAGCCUUUAAGAAGAACUUAUGUACGCAUGUGUUUUUGUAGAAGCUUUAGAAAGUAUUAUCCCCAGUUUACCAGUACCAGUGAGAUUGACGAUAUAAUUUAGAUAAGAUACGUGCUUUACUUUUUAUUAGCUGAAGCUUUUUGACGUCCUGAUUUAUUUAUUUUGUUAUUUAUGAAUUUAUUGUGUUUACCAAUUACUGCUUUAUUUUAUACGAAAAUGUUCUCAAAGUUUGCAUAG
Molecule: messenger RNA, 1566 nt
Organism: Drosophila takahashii
Lineage: Eukaryota; Metazoa; Arthropoda; Insecta; Diptera; Drosophilidae
Product: glycerophosphodiester phosphodiesterase 1
Biological process (GO): phospholipid metabolic process; N-acylethanolamine metabolic process; ethanolamine metabolic process
Cellular component (GO): plasma membrane
Molecular function (GO): glycerophosphodiester phosphodiesterase activity
Source: RefSeq, a predicted model, not a curated record